Aspergillus nomiae NRRL 13137 is the source of this 882-nucleotide messenger RNA. Its product is annotated as phytanoyl-CoA dioxygenase family protein. Bases 1 to 882 code for a protein of 293 amino acids. Lineage: Eukaryota; Fungi; Ascomycota; Eurotiomycetes; Eurotiales; Aspergillaceae. The transcript is spliced from 2 exons. The record is from RefSeq and is a predicted model, not a curated record.
AUGAUGCACCAAUUUCACUUACACUCUGUCGAAGCCCGAACAGCUCCGGUCAGCCAGGUUGUAGACCUGCUCACCGUUAAUGGGGGCGUGAUAGUACGCAAUCUGAUCGACCAGGAUACACUCGCCCAGGUUUCACGCGAUGUCACUCCGCAUUUCGACAAGUUCUGGGAAGGGGGUAUCUUCACUAGCAAGUCCCGGGUUGUGACCGGGCUUGCAGCCAAGUCCACGGCAUUUAUCGAACACAUCGCGUGUAAUCCACUGUUCUUGGAAGUAUGUGACCGCCUCCUUGCGUCGACCUACACAUGUUGGUAUGGCGAGGAGCAAGUGACUUUCACCUCAGCUCCCCAAAUCAACGCCGCAAUUGCCAUUUCCAACAGUCCGGGCAAUGAAGCGCAGAAGCUGCAUCGUGACGACAUGGGUCUCCAUCAUACUCUCCCGGGGAUCAACCCUGAGGCGUAUACACCGGGCCGCGAUGUCGGGGUUGGACUGUUUGUUGCCGCGACGCGAACCACCAAGGAGAAUGGCGCCACUCGCUUUAUCCCAGGCUCACACUUGUGGGAUACCUCCCACCGCCCCGACGAAGGCUUGACCGUGCCUGUAGAGCUGCAGCCUGGCGACGCGUUCAUCAUGUUGGCCUCCUGCUUCCACGCAGGCUCGGCCAACGUAUCCCAGGAGGAUCGCACAAUCUAUUCGACUUUUCUGACCAAAGGAUUUUUGAGACAAGAAGAGAACCAGUACUUGACGGUGAACAAAGAACAGUUGAAGAAAUACCCUUCAGCUGUAGCGAAGAGACUUGGAUUUACGCCCAGUGAUCCCUUUCAUGGCUGGGUCGAUCUGAAAAGCCCACUGGAGGCAUUGGGUUUAGAAGAUUCCUCAAAGUGA